UUCCAGAAACCCCUGGAGGCUGAGCGCCGGCGGCAGCUGGAGAUCACGGCUGAGGCCGAGCGCCUCAAGCUGCACGUGGCGGAGAUGAGCGUGGCCCAGGCCAAGGCCGAGGAGGAAGCCAAGCGGUUCAAGAAGCAGGCGGAGGAGAUCAGCGAAAGGCUGCACGAGACCGAGCUGGCCACGCGGGAGAAGAUGACGCUGGUGCACACUCUGGAGAUCCAGCGGCACCAGAGCGACGAGGACGCGGAGAAGCUGCGGAAGGCCAUCGCCGACCUGGAGCAGGAGAAGAUGCAGGUGGCCCAGCAGGCGCAGCUCCGCCAGGAGACCCAGCUCCUCCAGCAGACCUUCCUGACGGAGAAGGAUGCCCUGCUGCAGAAGGAGAAGUUCAUCGAGGAGGAGAAAACGAAGCUGGAGAAGCUCUUUAAAGACGAGGUGAACAAAGCCCAGAACCUGAAGGCGGAGCAGGAGCGGCAGCAGAAGGAGAUGGAGCAGGAGAAGCAGCAGUUGAAAGCCAUGCUGGACGAAGCCAAGAAGCACCAGAAGGAAGCGGAAGAAAACGUCCGGCACAAGCAGGAGGAGCUGCAGCAGCUGGAGAGACAGCGGCAGCAGCAGGAGAAACUCCUGGAGGAGGAGAACAAGAAGCUCAGGGAGAGGCUCGAGCAGAUGCAGGAAGAGUACAAGGCCGCCCUGGCCCAGACACGAGAGAUCAUGAUCCAGACGGACGACCUGCCCGAGGAGGCCACGGUUACGAUGACGCAGCUGCCGGAUAUCAAAGCUGUGCCCAACGGCAGGGACGCGGUGGAUGGCUUAGUGCAGGACGGGGAGCCCGAGUUUGCGUUUGACGGCAUCCGUCAGAAAGUGUCUGCGGAGAAGCUGGCCGACGCCGGCAUUUUGAGCAAGGAGAGCUUGGACAAGUUGGCGAAGGGCGUUGUGAGUGUUGACGAGCUUUCACAGAGGGAAGACAUCAAGAAGUACCUGCAGGGCAAGAGCAGCAUCGCUGGUUUGUUAAUCAAACCCACCAAUCAGAAGAUGAGCAUCUAUGAAGCCAUGAAGAAGAAGCUGCUCAGCCCGGGCACCGCGCUGGUCCUCCUGGAAGCGCAGGCUGCCUCUGGCUUCCUCAUCGACCCUGUGCGAAACGCAAGGCUCUCGGUGAACGAGGCGGUGAGAGAGGGAGUGAUUGGGCCAGAACUGCACAACAAGAUGCUGUCUGCUGAACGGGCGGUAACCGGCUACAAGGAUCCCUACACGGGGGACAAGCCCGUGCCCAGCCACCGCCUGCCCGUGGAGGUGGCCUACAAGCGGGGCUACUUCGACCAGGAGAUGAACCAGGUCCUCUCUGACCCCACCGACGACACCAAGGGCUUCUUUGACCCCAACACACAGGAGAACCUCACCUACCUGCAGCUCAUGGAGCGGUGCGUGACUGACCCGGACACGGGGCUGUGCCUUCUGCCGCUCACUGACCAGGCAGCCAAAGCAAGAGAGCUGGUCUACACCGACAAAGAAGCUAAGGACGUCUUCAAGAAGGCCACGGUGACAGCACCGUUUGGCAAGUUUCAAGGGAAGACAGUGACCAUCUGGGAGAUCAUCAACUCUGAAUACUUCACUGAGGACCAAAGGCGGGACCUAAUCCAGCAGUACAGGACCGGCAAGAUCACGGUGGAGAAGAUCAUCAAGAUCAUCAUCACGGUUGUGGAGGAAAGCGAGAAAAAGAGCCAAAUGUGCUUCGAGGGCCUCCGGGCCCCGGUGCCUGCCGCCGAGCUGCUGGAAAGCAAAAUCAUCAACAAGGACCUCUACAACCAGCUGCACCAGGGCAAGAAGUCUGUGAAGGAUGUGGCGGAGAUGGAGUCCGUGCGACCGUACCUGAAGGGCACGGGUGCCAUUGCCGGCAUCCUGGUGGAGUCAACUGGCCAGAAGCUCACCUUCUAUGACGCCCUGAAGAGAAACCUGCUGAAGCAGGAGAUUGCCCUGUCCCUGCUGGAAGCGCAGGCUGCCACUGGUUACAUCAUUGACCCUGUGAGGAACAAGCUGUUCUCCGUUGAUGAGGCGGUGAAGGCCGAGGUGGUGGGGCCCGAGUUUCACGAGAAGCUGCUGUCCGCAGAGAAGGCGGUGACUGGCUACAAGGAUCCCUGCACGGGCCAGACGGUUUCCCUCUUCCAAGCGCUCCAGAAGGGCCUCAUCCCCGGCGACACCGGGGUCCGUCUGCUGGACGUCCAGCUCGCCACUGGGGGCAUCAUCGACCCGGUGAACAGCCACCGGCUCCCGCUCGAUGUCGCCUACAAGCGGGGCUACUUCAGUCCGGAGAUGAACGAGGCUCUGUCCGAUGCCAAGGCUUUCUAUUGUCCCAACACCCAGGAGCACCUCACCUACGCCCAGUUGCAGAAGAACUGCCACCGUGACAAGCAGACUGGCUUCUGCCUGCUGCCCCUGUCGGACAAAGCCAUCCAGUCGCAGCAGGAGGAGGUCUACACGGACAGCCAGGCGAAGGAGUGCUUUGACAAGGCGACUGUAGAAGUCCCAGUGGGCAGCAUGAAGGGCCAGACGAUGACCAUCUGGGAGCUGAUCCACUCCGAGUACUUUACGGAGGAGCACAGGCGGGAGCUCCUCCGACAGUACAAGACUGGCAAGGUGACCAUCGAGAAGAUCAUCAAGAUCGUGAUCACCAUCAUCGAGGAGGCAGAGACCAAAAAGCAGGAGAAGCUGACGUUCAGCGGCCUCCGGGCACCUGUACCUGCCAGCGAGCUGGUGGAGUCCCGCAUCAUCAGCAAAGCCCAGUACGAGCAGCUGAAGGAAGGCAAGAAAUCCGUGAAGGACCUCUCCGAGACCGAUGCGGUGAGGAGAUUCCUGCACGGCAGCGACUGCAUUGCCGGCGUCUACGUGGAAGCGACCAAGGAGAAGCUGAACAUCUACGAGGCCAUGAAGAGGAACCUGCUGAGGCCCAGCACCGCCGUGGUCCUCCUGGAGGCCCAGGCAGCGACCGGGUUCUUGAUCGACCCGGUGAAGAACCGGAAACUCUACGUCAACGAGGCGGUCAAGGCCGGUGUCGUCGGGCCUGAACUGCAUGAGAAGCUGCUGUCCGCUGAGAAGGCUGUCACUGGGUACAAGGACCCCUACUCGGGCAACACCAUCUCCCUCUUCCAGGCCAUGAAGAAAGGACUCAUCGUCAAGGAGCACGGCAUCCGCCUGCUCGAGGCCCAGAUCGCCACUGGCGGCAUCAUUGACCCCGUCAACAGCGCGGCCCUGUACUUGCUGCCGCUGCGGGAGCCCGAGAAGCCUGCGGUUGUGGAGACCACCCAGGUGUACACAGAGGCUGAGACGCGGAAGGUGUUUGAGGAGACGCAGGUGGACAUCCCCGUGGGCAGCAGGGCGGGCUCCUCCAUGUCGCUGUGGGAGAUCAUGCACUCGGACCUGCUGCCCGAGGAGCAGCGGAAGCAGCUCAUGGAGGAGUUCCAGUCGGGCCGCGUGUCCAAGGAGCGCAUGAUCAUCAUCAUCAUCGAGAUCAUCGAGAAGACUGAGAUCAUCAGGCAGCAGAAUCUCAUGUCCUAUGACUACGUCCGGCGCCGCAUCACGGCCGAGGACCUCUACGAGGCCAAGAUCAUCUCUCAAGACAUCUACAACCUGCUGAAGCAAGGCUCCAAAACCUUCCGGGAGCUCCUGGACGUGGAGGCGAUCUGGAAGUACCUCUACGGGUCGGGCUGCGUGGCUGGCAUCUACAUCCCCUCUUCCAAGCAGAAGCUCAGCAUCUACCAGGCGCUGAAGAAGGGGCUUAUCAACUCCGAAGUGGCCCGCUCCCUCCUGGAGGCCCAGGCUGCCACCGGUUUCAUGAUCGACCCCACGAAGAAUGAGAUGCUGACCGUUGACGAAGCGGUCAGGAAAGGCGUGGUGGGGCCCGAGAUCCACGACCGGCUCCUGUCUGCAGAGAGGGCCGUGACCGGUUACAGAGACCCGUACAGCGAACAGAAGAUUUCCAUCUUCCAGGCCAUGAAGAAAGACCUCAUUCCCAGCGAAGAGGCCCUCAAGCUCCUGGAUGCCCAGAUCGCCACCGGUGGCAUCAUCGACCCGCACCUGGGCUUCCAUCUGCCCCUGGAGGUGGCCUACCAGCGGGGCUUCAUCAACAAGGACACGUACGACAUGCUGUCCGAGCCCAGCGAGGUGCGAAGCUAUGUGGACCCGUCCACAGAGGAGAAGCUCAGCUACACGCAGCUGCUGAAGCGGUGCCGGAAGGACGAGAACAGCGGGCUCCUCCUGCUCCCGCUCUGCGACACGAGGAAGCUCACCUUCCGGGGGCUGCGGAAGCAGAUCACCGUGGAGGAGCUGGUCCGUUCGCAGGUGAUGGACGAAGCCACUGCGCAGCGCCUGCAGGAGGGCCUCACCUCCAUCGAGGAGGUCUCCAAGAACCUGAAGAAGUUCCUGGAGGGCACCAGCUGCAUCGCUGGCGUCUUCGUGGACUCGACGAAGGAGCGGCUGUCCGUGUACCAGGCCAUGAAGAAGGGUAUCAUCAGGCCAGGCACCGCGUUCGAGCUGCUGGAGGCGCAGGCAGCCACGGGGUACGUGAUUGACCCCAUCAAGGGCCUCAAGCUGACGGUGGAGGAAGCUGUGCGGAUGGGCAUCGUGGGCCCUGAGUUCAAGGACAAGCUGCUUUCCGCUGAGAGGGCGGUCACCGGCUACCGCGAUCCCUACUCCGGAAAGCUCAUCUCCCUCUUCCAGGCCAUGAAGAAGGGUCUGAUCCUGAAGGACCACGGGAUCCGCUUGCUCGAGGCCCAGAUCGCCACGGGAGGCAUCAUCGAUCCCGAGGAGAGCCACCGCCUCCCCGUGGAAAUUGCCUACAAGAGGGGCCUCUUUGACGAGGAGAUGAACGAGAUCCUGUUGGAUCCCAGCGAUGACACCAAGGGCUUCUUCGACCCCAACACAGAGGAGAACCUCACCUACCUGCAGCUCAUGGAGCGGUGCAUCACCGACUCGGAGACCGGCCUCUGCCUCCUGCCCCUGAAGGAGAAGAAGCGGGAGAGGAAGACCUCCUCCAAGUCCUCCGUCCGCAAGCGCAGGGUGGUGAUCGUCGACCCAGAGACAGGCAAGGAGAUGUCCGUGUACGAAGCCUACCGCAAGGGCCUCAUCGACCACCAGACCUACCUGGAGCUGUCGGAGCAGGAGUGCGAGUGGGAGGAGAUCACCACCUCCUCCUCCGACGGCGUGGUGAAGUCGAUGAUCAUCGACAGGCGCUCGGGGCGCCAGUACGACAUCGACGACGCCAUCGGCAAGGGCCUGAUCGACCAGUCGGCCCUGGACCAGUACCGCUCGGGCACCCUCUCCAUCACUGAGUUUGCGGACAUGCUCUCCGGCAACAUGAGUGGCUUCCGGUCGCGGUCGUCCUCCGUGGGAUCGUCCUCCUCCUACACCGUCAGCCCGGCCCCGACACGAACGCAGAUCUCCAUGUGGAGCGACCCGACCGAGGAGACGGGGCCGGUGGCCGGCAUCCUGGACACGGACACGCUGGAGAAGGUGUCCAUCACGGAGGCGAUGCGCCGCAACCUCGUGGACAACAUCACGGGGCAGAGGCUGCUGGAAGCCCAGGCCUGCACCGGGGGCAUCAUCGACCCCAACACCGGGGAUAAAUGCUCCGUCGCCGACGCGGUCAACAAGGGCCUGGUCGACAAAAUCAUGGUGGACCGCAUCAACCUGGCACAGAAGGCCUUCUACGGCUUCGAGGACCCGCGGACCAAGACGAAGAUGUCGGCGGCCCAGGCCCUGAAGAAGGGCUGGCUGUACUACGAGGCCGGGCAGCGCUUCCUGGAGGUGCAGUACCUGACAGGGGGCCUGAUCGAGCCCGACGUCGAGGGCCGCGUCUCCUUGGACGAGGCGCUGCAGAAGGGCACCAUCGACACGCGCACGGCCCAGAAGCUGCGGGACGUGAACACCUACUCCAAGUAUCUCACCUGCCCCAAAACCAAGCUCAAGAUUUCCUACAAGGACGCGAUGGACCGCAGCAUGAUCGAGGACGGGACCGGCCUGCGGCUGCUGGAGGCCUCCUCCCAGUCCAGCAAGGGCUACUACAGCCCCUACAACGUCAGCAGCGCCGGCUCCACUUCCGGC
Leptosomus discolor (cuckoo roller) is the source of this 6090-nucleotide messenger RNA. NCBI's taxonomy places the organism in Eukaryota, Metazoa, Chordata, Aves, Leptosomiformes, Leptosomidae. The record is from RefSeq and is a predicted model, not a curated record.